GACACAGACUCUUGAGAGUUUCUUCAUUCUCCUCAGUGCUCCGGGUGCAUCCAAGGCAAGAUUGGCCUCCAAGCUGCCAAGCACGGAACUCAGGAGUCCCAAGCUACAUCAGGGGCAAAAUUCCUCCCUGGGUCCUGACUGCAUGAAUCCUGCUGGGGAGCCGGACUCCAGGGAUCAUGGAGCCCUUCAGCUCAAGAAACCUUGCCCUGCAGGCAGAGAAGAAACUCCUGAGCAAGAUGGCGGGGCGGUCAGUGGCACAUCUCUUCAUUGAUGAGACCAGCAGUGAGGUGCUAGAUGAACUUUACAGGGUGUCUAAAGAGUAUACUCAAAGCCGAGGUGAGGCCCAGCGGGUCAUCAAGGACUUGGUCAAGGUGGCCAUCAAGGUGGCUGUUUUGCAUCGAAAUGGGCGGUUUGGUCCUGGGGAGAUGACCCUGGCGGAUCGAUUCCGCCAGAAACUUCGUCAAGGUGCCAUGACAGCUCUCAGCUUCGGUGAAGUAGACUUCACCUUUGAAGCGGAUGUGCUGACUGCCCUGUUAACAGAGUGCCGGGACACCUUACUAGAGUUGGUAGAGCACCACCUCACAACCAAGUCUCACGGCCGUAUCCGCCAUGUCUUUGAUCACUUCUCGGAUCCCAGCCUGCUCACCGCCCUGUAUAGUCCGAGCUAUGCCCAACACCUUGGCAAGAUUUGUGAUGGGCUCAGAAAGCUGCUGGAUGAAGGAAAGCUUUGAGGGGCAGCUCCCUGGCUCCAUUCUCCCAAAAAGGUGGAUUCUGAACAGGCAACAGGCCCCAACUCUCUAGCCCUUCUCAUCUACUUUAACCUCUUCUACCCUUCUGGCUUGGGGUUCCUUAGAUCAUUGUUGGUUCUGGUGAUCUCUUACCCUCUAGGUGGAAAACAAUGGGGAUUGAUAAGCCCCUCCCUCCCCUGAGCCUAUGGCCACCAGACAGGAAAUGAAGCUGCCUGAAAAAGAUGAAGUGAAAGUCAGACCUACUUCCUCCUGAUCUGGACACAUGAUAUGGGGAAAGUCCUUCUAGCACCCCAAGCUGCUGAUGGGGAGGGAGUCAAACUCAAGGCCAGCCCAAUGGCCAGUCCUGUGGACAGUUUGGAGGGACAUUAGAAGUCUUGUUUCCAGAAAGGAUUAGAACAGGGGAAGAUACUCAGAAGGGCAAUAAAUCUAUUAAAACAUGUA
This is a messenger RNA of Monodelphis domestica (gray short-tailed opossum), 1190 nucleotides long. It is a transcript of the gene TIPE2, whose product is annotated as TNF alpha induced protein 8 like 2. NCBI's taxonomy places the organism in Eukaryota, Metazoa, Chordata, Mammalia, Didelphimorphia, Didelphidae. Gene Ontology annotation, biological process: regulation of apoptotic process; negative regulation of inflammatory response; negative regulation of T cell activation. Gene Ontology annotation, cellular component: cytoplasm. The record is from RefSeq and is a predicted model, not a curated record.